GAGCCCUACCGAAGGGUCAGGCCCCUGAAGACGAGGAAAUAAAGAAGAGACGGCCGCGGCGGGCGAGGGGUUCAAGAAAGUCGGCUUGGGGGCGGGGUCCGGUCGCCGCCGGCCAGUCGGCCACAACCGCCCCACCCCCUAGAACCCAGAAGGAAGGCGUCAACCCACCCGGCGCGCCUGGAUUGGACAGACCGGCCGUCAAAAAGUCCCUUGGACGGCCACCGUGGAAGACGCCGACGUGUCAACGGGUGGAUAUCUGAGGUGAGGGAAGGGGAUUCGAUUCGAUUCGAUUCCGCCGCGAGGCUAUUCCCCUUCCCCUUCCCCUUCCUCUUCCCUCCUGCAUGAUAGCGAAUCAGCGAUAGCAAUCCUCUACACGGCAUUUGGCUUUGAUUCGAGUUGAAGGCUGCUCCUUGAGGGAGGCGGCGGCGGAGGUCAGGUCGGCAGGUCCCCCAUCACCUUCCCGUCGCAUCGCAUCAGAUCAGUUUGAAGGCGACAUCCGGAAACAAUCGCAAUUCCUUGUUAUCUCCACCAGAAGAAGAACACCAACAAGGGAGGAACCAUGGUUUUCUACGACCAUGACCCGGAUAUCACCCGAUGGGGCCUUCACCUCCUCCUCCCCGCUGCACAUGGAUGCUCUGCCCAUCAUCACACCCAAACCACCGCCACUACACCUUAUACCGCCUACACUCCGCAGCAUCCCAGCUCCAGCUCCGCUGAGAUCAAGGUUGAGCAUGUCCCUCACUGCAGCGAUGAUGCCGUUGACAACGACGAGAUCAUCGCGCAGGCCCUGCAGGAGGAGCUGUCCCACGUCGCCCUUGCAGAAGCAUCCGGAGCGUCAUCCUCCCAUGACGACAACCAUUCCGCUGUUCUCACGCAACACUGGUUCCGCCCACGCACCAUCCAUGUAGCAUCAGCUUCUCAAGAGGCGGAGACCAGGGAGGAACCUUUUAGUUCAUGCUCAAGCCCUGGGGAUGACAAUGUCCAACAUGGCGAGGCUUGCUUGAUAGACCUCAUGGAUGACUUCUCUGUCAUUGAUGGUGAAGUUGGCAAAAGAUUGAAUGACAUGGUUCCUGUUCCUCAUGUCCCCAAGACAAAUGGAGAGAUUCCUUCUGUUGAUGAAGCUGUUUCAGAUCAUCAAAGACUCCUUGACAGAUUGGUGCUGUAUGGCUUGGUUGAGCUGAAGGUUAACGGAGAUGGGAAUUGUCAGUUUCGAGCAUUGUCAGAUCAAUUUUACCGCACUCCUGAACAUCACAGAUUUGUUCGCCAGCAAGUGCUGAAGCAGCUUGAAUUGCAUCCUGAGUUUUAUGCGGGAUAUGUCCCUAUGGAUUACAGGGAAUAUCUCAAAAAGAUGUCAAAGAGUGGAGAGUGGGGUGACCACGUUACAUUGCAGGCUGCUGCAGACUCGUAUGGUGUGAAGGUUUUCAUCCUGACAUCAUUUAAAGAUACAUGCUACAUUGAAAUCCUUCCUGUUGUCGAGAAGUCAAGAAGAGUGAUAUGCUUGAGUUUUUGGGCUGAGGUGCACUACAAUUCGAUAUACCCGGAAGGAGAAGAGUUGCCCAUUACGGAGAAGAAGAGGAGGAGUUGGUGGCCCUUCUAGCAGCAUAUAUAGAAGAGUUGCCAGGAAGAAGAUUAUAUGGAGCAGCUAACCAUCAUACGUUGGUUUUCCCUCGUCGGAUUUUGUGGUCUUGACUGACGACGAUGGAUCGAUGGGGUGGUUUCCCGAUAGGGCAUGUAGAUACAUACAUACAUACUACUGCCACCAGUAUCUGUACAGACAUAGGGUUGAUUAGCACAACAGACAUUUAUUCAUUCAUUCUUCUGUUCUUUGUGGAUACUAGAUCAGACUGUAGUUACUUGGUUGGAUCUCCAGCACUGACUGUCAUGUUAGGAGAAGAAAAGGAAAAUUGAGACUUGAGCUCCA
Setaria italica (foxtail millet) is the source of this 1921-nucleotide messenger RNA. RefSeq lists its product as uncharacterized. The transcript has 11 exons. Gene Ontology annotation, molecular function: cysteine-type deubiquitinase activity. Gene Ontology annotation, biological process: protein deubiquitination. Lineage: Eukaryota; Viridiplantae; Streptophyta; Magnoliopsida; Poales; Poaceae. Bases 560 to 1597 code for a protein of 345 amino acids. The record is from RefSeq and is a predicted model, not a curated record.